AUGGCGCGUAGUGUCCUGUCGAGGCGAAGCCGCGAAGCUAGGGAGGAAAGAUUUAGCUUAACGGCAAUGCGGCACGCCAAAAGGCAGUAUAGCAUUCCAUUCUAUCACACCCAAGAUCACUGCCUGGCUGAUUCGCAGCCAGGUACAAGAAAGGCUGGCUCGCUGCAUUGGGACGUUGUACAACACAGCUCGUUGCGCGCGAUGCAGCGAAUUCCAAGACUCUCGACAUGGACGGCGAACUGUAGAUAUCCAUCCGUACCUAAGCUCGCGCUCUGCACGGCGGCACGCACGGUUACAUGGGGUGAUGGUUUCUGCGGCAGGGCAUCCCCUGUCCGUACCCGAAGGUGGGAAUUCCUAGCAGAUGCAAUGUGUCAGGGGUUCAAGGCUUCAAGCUGGCCUAAGCUGAACACUCCGAGAGAGGAAAUCAAAGCUGGCGAUUCGAUGUCUUUUGGGUUUUCCUAUGGUUUAGUGUCAAAAAGUCCCUUCCCCUGCCUUUUUCCCUCGCUGGAUCAUGGAUGGGCAUGGCACGCAUGGGACGAUUUGAUGGAUCACAAUGCUGUGCUUCUUCCUAUGGAGGUUCCAUGUUGA
Messenger RNA from Colletotrichum godetiae, 588 nucleotides. RefSeq lists its product as uncharacterized. The record is from RefSeq and is a predicted model, not a curated record. The transcript has a single exon. NCBI's taxonomy places the organism in Eukaryota, Fungi, Ascomycota, Sordariomycetes, Glomerellales, Glomerellaceae. The coding region runs from base 1 to 588 and encodes 195 amino acids.